AAGCAGAAGGAGCUGGAGGAGAAGGCUAUGGCGACUGAGGCUCGUCUGGAAAAAUCAAGCAGUUCAGACCUGGAGCUCUCAGAUAUCAGCGUGAGCGAAAGCAUGUUCCGGGCGCCCCUGCGCACUCGGGCAACUUCUACCGCCAAGACCAAGAAGGUGCUCCGUGUUCUGCCCCUGCACCACGGACCCAACAACCAGUCAAAUAUCCAGGAAGAAGUGAUCCCAGUUGUAAAGAAAACACGUAAAGCCGCCGCCUCAGGCCAGGAGAACGAGAUUAGUUGGGAGGUGAACAUGCGGACGGACGUCCUUCUGAGCGGCCGGGAAAAGAUCCUCAGUCUCCUCAACAAUGGCUCAGUAAAAGAGCUGAAGUCUUUGCAGAAGAUUGGAGACAAGAAAUCCAAGCUCAUUGUGGGCUGGAGGGAG
Staurois parvus is the source of this 423-nucleotide messenger RNA. NCBI's taxonomy places the organism in Eukaryota, Metazoa, Chordata, Amphibia, Anura, Ranidae. The record is from the annotation of a GenBank genome assembly.